Molecule: messenger RNA, 3558 nt
Organism: Cricetulus griseus (Chinese hamster)
Lineage: Eukaryota; Metazoa; Chordata; Mammalia; Rodentia; Cricetidae
Source: RefSeq, a predicted model, not a curated record
CUCUAGAGGCCGGCGUGUGUGGAAGCUGUGUGAGAGAUGGCGGAACCCGGCAGGAGACGGGGUCCGAGGUCCCGCGGUGGCGGCGCUGGCCGAGGCGCUCGAAGAGCCCGGGUCGCCCGUGGCCGGCGUCCUCGCGCCCCGCAGUCUCUGCCUCGGUUCAUUCCAGACACAGUGCUUGUGGACUUGGUCAGUGACAGCGACGAGGAGGUCCUGGAAGUCGUCGCGGACCCGGUAGAAGUGCCGGCCGCCCGGCCCCCCGCGCCGGCCGCACCUGGGCAGGACAGCGACAGUAACAGUGAAGGGGCGGACGAGGGGCCUACGGGAGCUCCUCGUACCUUGGUCCGGAGGCGGCGGCGGCGGCUGCUGGAUCCCGGCGAAGCGCCGGUGGUUCCUGUGUACUCCGGGAAGGUACAAAGCAGCCUCAACCUCAUCCCAGAUAAUUCGUCCCUCUUGAAACUUUGCCCCUCAGAGCCUGAAGAUGAGGCAGAUAUGACAGAUUCUGGCAGUCCUCCCCCUGAGGAUGCCCUACUUUCAGGUUCUCCCUGGAAGAAGAAGCUGAGGAGUAAGAAUGAGAAAGACGAGAUGAAAAUGGAAGAGUUUCCGGACCAGGACAUCUCUCCUUUGCCCCAACCGUCACCAAGAAACAAAAGCAGAAAGCAUACUGAGGCGCUACAGAAGUUGAGGGAAGUAAACAAGCGCCUCCAAGAUCUCCAGGCCUGCCUGAGCCCCAAGCAGCACCAGAGCCCAGCCCUUCAGAGCCUAGAUGAUGAGGUGGUCCUAGUGGAGGGGGCUGCCUUGCCACAGAGUCCGAGACCCUUCACCCUCAAGAUCCGGUGCCGGGCUGAUCUUGUCAGAUUGCCUGUCUUGACGUCGGAACCCCUUCAGAAUGUGGUGGAUUACAUGGCCAAUCAUCUUGGGGUGUCCCCAAGCAGGAUUCUUUUACUCUCUGGAGAGACGGAACUGUCGCCCACUGCCACCCUUAGGACCUUAAAGCUUGGAGUGGCUGACAUCAUUGAUUGUGUGGUGUUGACAAGUUCUUCAGAGGCCACAGAGACAACCCAGAAGCUCCGACUCCGGGUGCAGGGGAAGGAGAAACACCAGAUGUUGGAGAUCUCGCUAUCUCCUGAUUCUCCUCUUAAGGUCCUUAUGUCACAUUACGAGGAGGCCAUGGGACUCUCCGGACACAAGCUCUCCUUUUUCUUUGAUGGAACAAAACUUUCGGGCAAGGAGCUGCCAGCUGAUUUGGGCAUGGAAACUGGGGAUCUCAUUGAAGUUUGGGGCUGAAGCUUCCUCCUCCUGUUUGGAUGCAGAGCCAAGACUUGGGGACAACAGCUCCCACUUAUUACUAUUUUUUUGCCCCAUAAGGGCUAACAAACUGAAUUAGAACUCGUUUAUUUAUUUAUUUCCGGUACUGGGGAUUGAACUCUGGACUAUGCACAUGCUAAGAAUGUAUGAAGUUGUGGUAAAACCAAGGCAAGGUGUGACCUUUGGCCUGUCUCUUGUUGACUGUAGUCUCAAACAGUUGACUGAUUGGUAGUUUUGUGGCUGUGGCUGCCCUGGGUGGCCUGUGGCUGUGUGUGGCACCUCUGGGGCACAGAGAAGGGGUAUUGGAUUCCCUACCAUUUCACAUUCACGAGUGCGCUUCAUAAAACAUCUGUCUGAAACUGCAUAUAUUGGGUUUGUUGAACUAAAUGAGCAUUGCAUUUGGGUGCCCCGGCUUGGGAUUUAUGCCACAUUGGGGACCAACAGUGAUCUUAAUUCUCAUUUGGGGCUGAGAAUGCAGGUACAUUCCCUGGUGGGGAUAUUCAGUUGCAGGAAUAAAACAAGUGAUAACAUAUAUGAUGCUGAUGCUGAUGCUGAGGACUAGGUAGACAAGUGAGUAGUUUUUAAAGGCUAACAAUAGUGGUGUCUUCAGCCCUAGGCAUCCACUCUUCUAGAACUUAGCAAUGUCUGGUACACACUUCCUGGCAUGUACAUCUAGCCACAUCUGAGCACAUGCAGCUGUUAACUUUGAGGUCUACUUUAGUUUUUGGUCCUCCUUCCCUUGUACUUCCUCUCCUGUUAGCACCCACUUAGUAUAUUUGCAUCUUUGAAUAUGAAUGUCUUUAUAAGAUAAAUUUCUGAAUGUGUGUGAUUUUAGUGUAUAUACACGGUAUUGUGCAAUAGACAUUCUGUCUUCACUCAGUAUGAGUGACAAUCUAGCCAUGUUAGCGCCUUCUAGAUCUGUUGUUGCUCUGAUCUACUGUGGGUGCCCCAUAGUGGCAUUCAAUGAUUUUACUCACACAUUGCCUUAAGUGGGAGGAUGCCUGAGUCUCCAGCUGCCUGGAACUAUAUUCCAGGCCACAGCAAACAUCCUUUUAUGUGUCUCCUUCUGGGCCAGGGUAGGUAGUUGUCUGGCAUACUUGCCCAGGAUGGAACUGUGGGUUAUACAGGUUCAUUUUUCUGGUUUGCCCAGAGUUUUCUUCAGAAUGAGGACUGGCCUUUCUUGGAGCUUCUCUUUCCUUGUCUUUACCAGUAUUUGGUAUUGCUGUACUUUCUGAUUUUGCCGGUCCAUUGUGUAUAAAGAUAUGCAGAUAUCUUAAAAUCCUUUAUCAUCACCAUUUCUUAUCCAUGUCCGCCUUCCGGUUGUCUUUGUAGCUGCUUGCUUUCUUGUGGGGCUUCCUUUUGUGUGUUUCUUUCCUUUGAGGAGUUGCUUAUGUUCUGGGCGAUUGCAAAUAACCUUUAGGGAUUUUCACCAAACAGACAUUCUUAAUUUUAAUGUAGACAGUUGGCUUUUGUUAGAAAGUUUGUUGCUUUUUUAUUUUUUUAAGGGAAAAUGAGAAAAGAACUUCCAGUGUAGGAGGGUCUCUAUCGGGGAUAUCUCAGGAUUGAUACUUUUGGAUUUCUAAACUAGUUAAGAAACUUUUGUUUUCUUCUAUUAGCUCGCUAGUUUUUUGUUGUUGUUGUUUUUAUCUCUCUCAUAUUGAGACCAUUAAAUGACAAUGGAGUUCUAACCGUCUACCAUGGUAUGGGUACUGACUGUUCUGAGCUCUCAGCUCUGGUUCUCACUGGUUGCAGCUGGGCUGCACUGGUUCUUGACUAUUGUGUGUCACUUCUAAACCAUCUGAAAUGCACCUUUGUGUGGGAGAGCAAGUUUUAUUUUGUUUUUAAUUAUAAUGAGCCAGUUUUCUAAGCUUUGUCUACUAAAAAAAAAAAAAAAAAAAAAAAAAAGACUACUAAUAUGUAGUCUGACUUUCACAAAAGUAUGUCAACUUCUUAAACUUUUUUGUGUGUGUGAGAAUGUUGUUCUUUUGGAUUUGUAACAUUUAAAUACUCCAUGACAUGGUGUAGCUUCCAGGUUUCUCAGCUCUUGUAUGAUGAUUAAUGAAUCUGAACACAUUACUAUUAUGUAUUCAAUCUCUACUAAUAAAGGGAGAUGCCUUUAACUUAGAAACACUGAUGCUUUCUGUCUUUGUGGCUCUCAUGUGAUCCCAUUUGAAGUUCUGUGACAAGAGACCAUUAGUUUUUCCCAAACACCCAAUCUUCUUUGUCCUUGAUUAAUAAAAUCCAUGGCUUUUU